Molecule: messenger RNA, 966 nt
Organism: Megalopta genalis
Lineage: Eukaryota; Metazoa; Arthropoda; Insecta; Hymenoptera; Halictidae
Source: RefSeq, a predicted model, not a curated record
CGGAUCGGUUUCUAUAGCCGUCUGAACUUGCUCGUAGAUCGAUUUCUCAAGCAAAAAGAGCACCCUCGGCUAACCUUCCUCGGUAAAAUGGAUCCAAGAAUUGCUCUCCAAAUUCCUGUUAUUAUAUAAUCUUCUUACGUGAUAAACAGUUAAACAAUAUUAGGUAACAUGUACGCUUGUCCACCGAUGCCUCCGGUGCCAUGCCCACCGGAAUGUCCACCCCCAGACAAAUCGAAGAACGUAGGGGCAAAGUACUAUAGGGAAAUCGGUACCGCGAUGGUCGGCAAUCAGCUGAUAAUUCGCAUGGAGAGAGAGAAAGGUAGAUCGAAGAAAUUAGGCGACUGGAUUCCACCGUGCGACUGCGACGUCGUUGAAAUACAGAGGCCUUCUGGCAAAGAGGGGCCUAAGAUCCUGAAGGGACCCACCAACAAUCAGAUCCUCUUUCGAAUCCAGUCGAAGACCCAAAUGGGGAAGAAGGACGGUUCCACUAGCAAGUCUCAGGGCAUCUACUACGAGGUUGGCCAAUGCACGGAGGGUCGAAGCGAGGACGACAAGUGCCGAAUGUUCACCAUCUACCCGGUCAUGGAUGGACCGUGCGCGCAGGAAGUGCACACUGAUCGCGUCACCGAAGGCAACGAGAACGUGUUCAUGCUGAAAGUGAAGAAGAAGUCUGCGCCUGUCGACGAGCCGAAAAGACACAUCGAACUGGAGCUGAGAACGCCUCAACCGCCUCCGCAGCCUGUACGUAGCGAACCGGAAGUCCCUCCGGUUCCUCAGGAGGUCUGCGACGAGUUAGAGAGGUCGAGAACCGAGAAGAUCCCAAAAGAAGAACCGAAGAAGAAAGUAACCAAGAGAAAAUCCAGAAGAUGAUGGUUCAAGGGCAAGCAUUCUUGAAGCAACCGAACUAAUUUUGUGAACAAUUGUCUCUAAUACGAUCUUUCUAAUAAAGCAUUCUUUUAUGAUAUA